Molecule: messenger RNA, 2223 nt
Organism: Knipowitschia caucasica
Lineage: Eukaryota; Metazoa; Chordata; Actinopteri; Gobiiformes; Gobiidae
Source: the annotation of a GenBank genome assembly
AUGAAUGAGAAGGAGUGCGCCGCCAAGUACGAGCGCAUGGUGUCGGUGGACGUAAAACUGGGACAGAUCGUUGUGAAGAACCCACGUGACGUUUCCAACCACGACGCGCCCAAAGUCUUCACCUUCGACUCGGUUUACGACUGGAACUCUAAACAGAUCGACCUUUACGAUGAAACCUUUAGGCCCCUGGUAGAAUCGGUGCUUCUCGGCUUUAACGGGACCAUAUUUGCAUACGGACAAACUGGCACUGGGAAAACCUUCACCAUGGAAGGAGUUCGAAACGACGUCGAGCGAAGAGGCGUCAUCCCCAACUCCUUUGACCACAUUUUUAAACACAUCUCGCGCUCGCAGAACCAGCAGUACCUCGUCCGGGCAUCCUACUUGGAGAUUUACCAGGAGGAAGUGCGCGACCUGCUCUCCAAAGACCAGUCGCGGCGCUUGGAACUGAAAGAGCGGCCGGACACUGGCGUUUUCGUCAAAGACCUCUCGUCCUUCGUGACCAAAAGUGUCCGCGAGAUCGAGAACGUCAUGAACGUAGGCAACCAGAACCGCUCGGUCGGGGCCACCAACAUGAACGAACACAGCUCGCGGUCGCACGCCAUCUUCAUGAUCACGGUGGAGUGCAGCGAGCUGGGCGUGGACGGAGAGAACCACAUUCGCGUGGGGAAGCUCAACCUGGUGGACCUGGCCGGCAGCGAACGGCAGACCAAGACCGGGGCCCAGGGAGAGAGGCUGAAGGAGGCCACCAAGAUCAACCUGAGCCUGUCCGCGCUGGGGAACGUCAUCUCGGCGCUGGUGGACGGGCGCAGCAGCCACAUCCCCUACAGAGACUCCAAGCUGACGCGGCUACUGCAGGACUCGCUGGGGGGUAACGCUCGUACUGUCAUGGUGGCAAACAUUGGACCCGCUUCAUACAAUGUGGAGGAGACCCUCACCACGCUGCGCUACGCUAACAGAGCUAAGAACAUCAAGAACAAACCGCGCAUAAACGAGGACCCCAAGGACGCCAUGCUCCGCAACUUUCAGGAAGAGAUCGCCCGACUAAAGGCUCAGCUGCAGAGACGGUCUGGGAAGAAAAAGAGGAGGAGAGGGGCGCACAGGGACCACAGCGAUGGGACCGAGUGUGAGGAGGGGGACACGGAGGAGGAAGACUCUGAGGACAAAGCAGAUUACUGGAGGGAGCAGCAGGACAAACUGGAGCGAGAGAGGAGAGCCAUCAUGGAGGACCACAGCCUGGUGAACGACGAAAAGCAGCGACUGCUCCGAGAGAAGGAGAAGAAGAUGGAAGAUCUACGAAGGGAAAGGGAGCUAGGGGAGCAGCUGGCCGCCAAAGUCAAGGCGAUGGAGAGCAAACUGCUGGUCGGAGGGAAGAACAUUGUUGAUCACACCAAUGAGCAGCAGAAGAUGUUGGAGCUGAAGAGACAGGAGAUCGCAGAGCAGAAACGGCGCGAGCGGGAGAUGCAGCAGCAGAUGGACUGUAGAGAUGAAGAGACUCUGGGGCUGAGGGAAACGUACAGCUCUCUGCAGCAAGAAGUGGAUAUUAAGACCAAGAAACUCAAAAAGUUGUUUGCGAAGCUGCAGGCUGUGAAGGAGGAGAUCCACGACCUCCAGGAAGUGCACAUCAGUGAGAGACAAGAUCUGGAGCAGACACAAAACGAGCUCACCCGAGAUCUCAAGCUCAAGCAGCUGAUCAUCGAUAACUUCAUCCCUCUGAAAGAGAAGACAAAGAUCGAGAGCAGAGCGUUCUGUGAUGAUGACGAGUACUGGAAGCUCCACCCCCUCACACGCCCCAACGAUGACCAGCACAUGUCCCGCCCCCUCUCUGCUGUCGGUUACAGACGUCCUCUGAGCCGACACUCGCGUGUGGCCAUGAUGAUGAAGCCAGACCCCAGAUACAAGGCGCAUGACCUGCUGAUGCUAAAGCUGGACCCUCCGUCCUGCAGCACCAGGGUUUACCAGGAGCCUGUGAUCGCUCCCACGGUGGCCGCUGCGCUGGAGGAGGCUCUCAGGGACGAGGAGGAGAUCCAGGUGGACGCCUCAGUGCUGGGCAUCCUCAGUCCUGCACCGGGACAGGGCCGAGCGAGCAGCGCCAACAGCCUCAAGAAGAGCUCUGGGCACAGGCCCAGGACGGGAAAAAAGUCCUUGACGCCCACCUCCUCAAACAGCCCCACCAGCCCCGCCCCCCCUCAGUACCCUCAGUCCCGCGGCCUGGUCCCCAAGUGA